Ixodes scapularis (black-legged tick) is the source of this 1002-nucleotide messenger RNA. RefSeq names its product lipase 3-like. Lineage: Eukaryota; Metazoa; Arthropoda; Arachnida; Ixodida; Ixodidae. The transcript is spliced from 7 exons. Gene Ontology annotation, biological process: lipid metabolic process. The coding region runs from base 1 to 1002 and encodes 333 amino acids. The record is from RefSeq and is a predicted model, not a curated record.
AUGGCUACGGUGCUGCUAAACCCAGAAAGUACAGUUCGUUUGUCGCAGUUGAUUGCCAGUAAAGGAUACCCUGUCGAAGAAUACGAGGUGUCCACCACCGAUGGAUAUGUUCUGGGAAUUCAACGCAUCCCACGAGGACGAAACGAGAGUGGUCGCCCAAGUGAGCGCCGCAAAACGCCCGUCUUUCUUCAACACGGACUGUUGGCGUCGUCCACUGAUUAUGUUCUCAAUUUUCCCGAACAAAGUUUGGGUUUCCUUCUUGCGGAUGCCGGGUACGAUGUCUGGUUGGGAAAUAACCGAGGAACCAGAUACACGAGGCACAAGUGGCUAACGCGUUUUGAGAAAGAGUUCUGGGAUUUUAGUGCAGAUGAAUUGAGCACAAUUGAUCUACCUGCAAUGCUGGAUUUUGUUUUGAAGAAAACGGGACAAAAACGUUUGCAUUACGUGGGGUGGUCCCAAGGUGCAUUAAUGAUGUUUGCCCUUCUGUCCGAAAAGCCUGCUUACAACGGAAAGAUCAACCUUUUUAGUGCCAUUGGACCUGUGCCGUAUAUUGGGCAUACAUGGUCUCCAAUCAGGCUCCUCGUUCCUUUUUCAAAUUUGAUUGCGUGGCAGCUGGGACUUUUCGGAGCAGACAUCACGAUGAACACUGGCAUUCUAAAUAUGCUCGGCAAAAACCUCUGCCCCACUCCUUCGUUUAGACUGAUCUGCAAUACACCUCUUAUGUUAAUGGCCGAUAUCAACGAUAAUCAAAUGAACCACAUAAAACCUCCGAGCUAUUCACUGGCACGUACGAAGGUUCCCGUUGCCAUCUACUGGAGCCAAAAUGACUGGCUUGCCUCAGAGACGGACGUUCGUCACCUGCGAGACGAUCUUCCUAACGUUGUGUCCUUCUACAAAGUGCCUGAUCCGCAAUUCACGCAUAUUGACUUCGGAUGGGGCUGUAACGCAACAAAGAUUCUUUACGAGCCAAUGAUCAAGGAGAUGAAAAAAUAUGGGCAUUAA